UAUGAUAAGUUUCGGAACGCAGUCUUUCAUGUCGGAAAUUACAGUUUAUGCUCAACGAAAUAUUCGUAUGUGUAUAUCAGUUCCACGGAUAUUUAUAUGUAAAACCGUGGUCUCUAUUGUCGCGGGGUGCAACGCAAGUGUAUCUUUAAGUGUACGUUUAAUGUCUGCGAUUAACUGGCAAAAUUGGUUAUCCACCAGAGAUAACAAAACAGUGCUAAGAUAAAAUGUUUAAUUGUACAUUUCUCAGUUAGCUCUGUGAAAUUGUCAGGUCGGUAGACAUUUACAAGAAUUGUUACACUAAUAACGAGCAAAAUGUCAGGGCCGAUGGUGCUGUGUCAGUUGUGGAUGGGUGGCCUGGAGCCAUACAUGACGGAGAGCUUCAUCAUGAACGCGUUUCACAAAAUGGGUGAACAGCCACAGACUGUAAAAGUGAUGCGGAAUCGGUAUACUGGCGAGCCAGCAGGAUAUUGUUUCGUACACUUUCCAACGGACGAAAUGGCGCUCGACGCCAUGCACAAACUAAACGGCAAAGUCAUACCCGGUUCAAAUCCUCCAGUAAGAUUCCGAUUAAAUCACGCCAGUACCACAGGGAAACCUGCCGCCGAACGAGAAUUCAGUAUUUGGGUAGGCGAUCUCUCCACUGACGUAGACGAUUACUCCUUAUACAGAGCUUUCGCCGCAAAAUAUAACUCAAUCAGGACGGCGAAGGUUAUAUUGGACAGCUCCGGAUUCAGCAAGGGCUACGGCUUCGUUAGAUUCGCGAACGAGGAGGAGCAGAAAAACAGUCUUAUCACUAUGAAUGGUUACAGAGGACUUGGAACGAAAUCCCUCAAAAUCUGCAAUGCCGUACCUAGACCUUGGAAUAAAAUGUCUGGUUCGACGCCGCCACAAUCAACUUCCGAGUAUGCGGCAUCAAAUAUGAAUUCAGAGGCGUACAAUUACUACGAUACAUCGUCGUACUGGAAUAGUUACAGUGCUUGGCAACAAGGUUACUACGAAAGCGAACCGACAUCAGAUGCUUAUAAUAGUUACGUAUCUGAUCAGAAACCCGAGGAAGAUGAUUUAGAAUUGAUUGAGCAUUCAAUCCCCAUUGACAUCGAUAAAGCGAACCGAGAAAUAAUUGAACAAGAUUAUAACUUAUGGGAUGCUUUGGAAAGCUCCAAAUGGAUUCCUUGUGAUACUAUAGAAUUAUGCUAUUGAUUAUUAAGAACAAAAAUUACAAGAUACAACGAAGAUAUAUUACCAUUUUUAUCACUAUGACACAUAUGUAUAAUACAACAUAAAAAAUAUCAAAAAUUAAUUCCGUGCAUCUUUUAAAUAUAUGCCGCGAACACUGCUGGUUUUAUCGGACGCCACCUCUCGGAAGGAAGUGGCAACCACCGAGAGUAUCCUGUCACACGUACCCCUUUAGAGGUAGUCCUCCAGGUUGGAGGUUUCCUUCGGCAAGGUUACAGCAGCCUACCGAAGAUGAAGUAAAACCAAAUGCUCGGAGUACCAAAACUGGAUAAAACAGAUUUUAAGCUUAAUACACGAGGAAGAAGAGAAGCUAUAAAUCCAUAUCGUCAAAAUCCGUAACUGCUCUUCUUCUAUCGAACUGAAAUGUGAGUGUAAAUUUUAAAUAUGUAAUUAAUAAAUGUAUGUAUCACUUUUUGUAU
Messenger RNA from Vollenhovia emeryi, 1655 nucleotides. RefSeq names its product tRNA selenocysteine 1-associated protein 1-like. Lineage: Eukaryota; Metazoa; Arthropoda; Insecta; Hymenoptera; Formicidae. Gene Ontology annotation, molecular function: RNA binding. The coding region runs from base 313 to 1200 and encodes 295 amino acids. The record is from RefSeq and is a predicted model, not a curated record. The transcript is spliced from 5 exons.